This is a messenger RNA of Cavenderia fasciculata, 1947 nucleotides long. It is a transcript of the gene nhe1, whose product is annotated as Na-H exchanger. Gene Ontology annotation, biological process: sodium ion transport; proton transmembrane transport; regulation of pH. NCBI's taxonomy places the organism in Eukaryota, Evosea, Eumycetozoa, Acytosteliales, Cavenderiaceae. Gene Ontology annotation, cellular component: membrane. The transcript is spliced from 4 exons. Bases 1 to 1947 code for a protein of 648 amino acids. Gene Ontology annotation, molecular function: sodium:proton antiporter activity. The record is from RefSeq and is a predicted model, not a curated record.
AUGAAACCAAGAAAGAAUGGAUUCUUUAGAAAUAUCUCAAUCCUAUCAAUCAUUACUUUAAUCAUCUUGGUUGUAUUAACAUUUAAUGUUGAUACGUCGGAUGCUAGAAGGGGAGGAAGAUCAGUUUCGACAAGUUCAUGGCUAAUACCAAAAUCAACCAAUGAAUUGACAAAUCAAUCAUCCGAUUCAUCUGGUUCAUCUUCUUCUUCUGCUUCCCUUGACGAUUCUUCAACUGAAAAAGAGAUUCAAGAAAACCAACAAGAUGCAAAUAUUGUUGUUUUAUUAUUCUUGAUCAUGCUUACUGGUGCAGUAUUGGUGGUCUACAUUACAGUCUCCCUUAAAAUACCAUUCAUCCCAGAGUCAAUCGUCAUUGUUUUAUAUGGAAUCAUCAUUGGUGUCGUCGUUAGAAAUACCAAUAGUGAUUUGGUUCACCACGUAGUCACAUUUGACCCAGAAAAGUUCUUUUUAUUUAUUUUACCUUGUAUCAUUUUUGAAACUGGUUUCUCUUUACCAAAGACUGAUUUUUUCAAACAUUUUGUACCAAUUGUUUGUUUUGCAGUUUUAGGUACACUUAUAUCAUUUUUUAUUACUGGUGGAGGAAUAUAUCUUGUUGGUAAACUUGGAUGGUCUCUUUAUUUACCAGCUCAAGAUUCCUUUAUCUUUGGAGCCAUCAUUUCAUCGACAGAUCCAGUGGCAACAUUGGCCAUCUUCCAAGCCCUCAAUGUCGAUCCCACUCUAUACAUGUUGGUUUUGGGUGAAAGUAUCUUGAAUGAUGCCACCGCUAUCAUGUUGUAUCGAACAGUCUCCAUUUUUGAACCAAGUAAAAUUUGGUUUUAUAUUAUCGAUUUCCUUUUAAUUGCACUUGGUAGUGUUGGUUUAGGUGUUGCAAUGGCAAUUUUAUUAUCAUUGAUGUUAAAAUAUAUAAAUAUUGGUAGAUUCCCAGCAUUAGAGACUAUAUUUAUGAUUAUGUUUUCUUACAUGUCAUAUGUAUUGGCCAAUUCACUAGAGAUUUCUGGUAUUUUGGCAGUAUUCUUUUGUGGUAUCACAUUUAAUCAAUAUGGUAGCUACAGUUUAUCACCCUACACCAAGUUGACAUCGAGACAAUUAUUUAGAACUGCCGCCUUUAUUUGUGAAACUUCUGUAUUUAUUUAUAUUGGUAUUUCAAGUUCUUUCCAUAGUUUUUCUUUCCAUGCAGGUUUAUUAACUUGGAGUAUUUUUUUCACAUGUUUAUCAAGAGCAAUUGCAGUAUUUUCAAUUUGUUUUGUUUUAAACAAAUUUUUAAAAAACAAGAUUGAAUUGCCAAUUCAAGCAGCUAUUUGGGUGGCAGGGUUAAGAGGUGCAAUUUCCUUUUCACUCAGUCUCGAUUACAGAUCACCCUAUGCACAUUACAUUCUCACCGACACCUUGUUGAUUGUUAUCUUUACACUUUUUGUCUUUGGUAUUGGUACAUACCCAAUCCUCAAGGUUUUGGGCAUCAAGACUGCAUCGUCUGAUCAAAGUCUUGAUAAUAUCACCCGUGUGAUGAACAAAAAGUCAAAGGCAAAGGAAAAAACGUCGCUCUAUCAAAACUGUGACGAAAAGUACUUUAAGCGAUGGUUUAGAAAACAGGUACCACCCUUGGCAACAGAGGCUGUCGAAAUCUUUGAGAAAUUGGUCAACCAAUCCUCCGAGGAACAACAACAAGAAGCACAAAUUUUACAAAAAAGAAAGACUGGUAGAGUUAAUACUGGCGACAGUUCAUCAAACAACUUGACAACUACAGUACAAAUUGAUUCUCUAUCGAGUGAGAGUCAAAAUCCAAGUACUGGUAUUAAUAUGGAUGAUCUCAGUAUGCAUUUCAAUAAUAACAACAACAACAAUAACAAUAAUAACCAUAUGAAUCAUUUCGAUGAUGAUGACGAUGGUUUUAAUGAUAAUGUUGAUCCUACCUCUCCUUUAAUCCAAUAA